Lactuca saligna is the source of this 816-nucleotide messenger RNA. The record is from the annotation of a GenBank genome assembly. Lineage: Eukaryota; Viridiplantae; Streptophyta; Magnoliopsida; Asterales; Asteraceae.
AUGUUGAAGAUAGCCGCCACUCAAGUUCAUCAGCCGCCACCACCGGUUCCUCUCUCGUGUUCCGACCAGAUAGAACUCCGGCUACCGCCGCUUACUGCCUCGACAUCGAGAUGCCGUCACACCUUGCCGCCGGACACCAUGUGCGAACGAAGAAAACCACUGAGAGCGACUUUCGAGUGGUGUGAUGGCGUUCUCAGAUGCUUCUUCUCCUCUUUCUUCGUCCAUUCUCCUAUCCUACAAGUCCGACGCCGCCAUCUGUUGCCUCCGGUGAAGCCAAGGAAGAUGAAGACCACGUCGAGGCAUGUGGUGUUGCGGGUUUCUCAUCUUCGGCCAUUGCCUCAGUCACGUCGGCCGCUACAACGCUGUUGUCGGAGUUGUAUGCACCGGAGAGCAGUCGAGGACGAGGUUGCUGUUACGUUCGUCCUUCAUCACCAUUCACCUCCUCUUGUUUCUCUCCGAUUGCAGCUAGUUGGGGUCCCUUGUUGCCGCCGUUCACCACCCCGAAGGGGCUAUUGUGGGGUUUCGUGUGUAUCUCAGUCGAAGUAUGUGUGUGGGUGUUAUUGGUCGGAAAAGGCAUUACCACCUCCUACCGCCGGUAUGCUAUUUGUGGUGUUGCUGCCAUCGCUAAAUGCCACCAGUCGGAAAACCGGGAAUGGCCACCACCACCACCGUGAGGUGGUGGCUGCCACCAUGUGCCAUCGUAAAUUGAAAACCACCACCUUAGGGUGGUGGCUACCGCUUCCUGCCGCCACCGGCCGCCGUGUCGAGUGGCGGUGUGCUCGCUUUGUGAGUUUGAUUCGUUUAGGGUGCUUGUAA